Messenger RNA from Macadamia integrifolia, 1778 nucleotides. RefSeq names its product protein PHR1-LIKE 3-like. The record is from RefSeq and is a predicted model, not a curated record. The transcript has 7 exons. Gene Ontology annotation, molecular function: DNA-binding transcription factor activity; DNA binding. Bases 539 to 1450 code for a protein of 303 amino acids. Lineage: Eukaryota; Viridiplantae; Streptophyta; Magnoliopsida; Proteales; Proteaceae.
AAAACAGAAAAAAAAAAAAAGAAGACAAUGUGAAUCCUUCCAUAUCAAUCUUUUGGUCACUUUUCUCUCAAACUUUCACUGAUUCAUUGUUCCUCUACAAUUGUGGGUCCUCAGGCCUUAUUGUGUAGACCUCACACUGCCCUAUCUUGGACUGGCUGUCACCUUUUUGGUUUUCUUAAAAUCACACCCAUCAUUCAUCAACAAAUGGAAUUGCAUUGCCCAAGGUCAUGAUGUGGCUAUAUAGAUGUGAUCUGAAAGGUAGGCUUGUUACUGUUGUUCACUCUAUUAUGAAAUGAGGAUUUGGGUGCUAAUGGCUGAUUACUCUUGAUGGUUCUCAUGUUGAGACUUGGCUCCCUGGCUCGAAUAGCUAUUUUAUCCUUUCUCUGUUACUUUUCCCGCAAGGACCCAACACAUCGCUUUGCCUCCUUCCAUGCAUGCCUUCUCCUUUCCCCUUUUUGGAUUCAUAAAGCUUUUGACGGCAUUGAUUGCUUUCUGCGUUUGAAGAUUUUCAGGGUUUCCAGCCCUGGAACCCAGUAAAAUGUACUCUGGGAUACAUUCACUUGACGGUGGCGUUGGACAUGAAAGUUUACAGGGAUCUCUUGAAGGCACUAAUCUUCCUGGUGAUGCUUGUUUAGUUCUCACUUCCGAUCCGAAGCCUCGGUUACGAUGGACUGCUGAUCUCCAUGAGAGAUUCGUUGAUGCUGUUACUCAGUUGGGUGGACCUGAGAAAGCAACACCAAAGACGAUUAUGAGAACAAUGGGAGUAAAAGGCCUUACCCUUUAUCAUUUGAAGUCUCAUCUACAGAAAUAUCGGUUGGGGAAGCAAUCAGGCAAGGAAUUCACCGACAACUCCAAGGAUGCUUCAUGUGCAGCAGAAAGUCAGGUUACCGGUUCAUCAUCGUCAUCAUCCUCAUCAAGACUGAUGACCCAAGACUUAAAUGAUGGUUACCAGAUUACUGAGGCACUACGAGUCCAAAUGGAAGUCCAAAGAAGACUGCAUGAACAGCUAGAGGUUCAAGCUGUUCAGCGUCAUCUCCAGCUUCGGGUUGAAGCCCAAGGCAAGUACUUGCAAUCCAUACUUGAGAAAGCCUGCAAAGCUCUCAAUGAUCUGACUCUGGCAUCAACUGGGGUUGAAACAAUUAGACAAGAACUCUCUGAACUGGCAGUCAAGGUCUCCAAUGAUUGUCUAGGCAUGGUCCCACUUGACACACUCAAAAUGCCUUCUCUGUACGAGAUUGCAGCGGCUUUGGAAGAGAAAUCUGCUUCAAAUGGGCCAGGCAAGAUUGGGGAUUGCUCUGUUGAAAGCUGCCUGACAUCAACUGGGAGCCCAGUAUCUCCAAUGGCUAUUGCCAUGAAGAAAAGAACUCGUCCUAUCUUAGCCACAGGGGAUUCAUUGCCCUGGGAGAGUGAUUUGCGGCAAGAUGUCGAGUGGAUGGUGACAAGUAUUUGAUGAAAGACUGGCCGAGCUCCAGCCGGAAAAUUCCUUUUCUGUGGUAAUUAAGCUGACCUAUCAUUUUGUAAUCGCAAGUGUAACACCGGUGAUCUGUAAAUCCUCUAAUCAGAUCCUAGUACUCAAGGGAUUUAGUUGAAGUUGAAGAGGGGUCCUUUUAUGCCUAGAAGUAGGUCAAGAAAUUAUCUGAUCAUUGUGAUCAUCAUGUUUAGCUCAUUCAAGAUAAUGUAGCCGUUUAAAUGUAUCAGCAAUGUGUAUCCAGUCAGUAGAGGGAUGUGAACCUAGUAAAUUUGAAAUUGAAACUAAUCUGUUGAACUUGUUGGUCUAA